AUGGAUUUGCACUCAGCAGAAAUUAGCACCGGAGUGGUGGCCAAGGCAGUAACGCCAGCUGAGCCAGUAAUGAUUAAUAGCAAUCUUAAAUGGGAUAGGAUUGAUGCUUCUUAUGCUUCUGAACCAGUGAAGAGAAAAUGGGAAGCAAAACUGAAGCAAAUUGAAGAGCGAGCUUCCCGUUAUGAGAGGAAACCUUUGUCCUCAGUGUAUAGACCAAGGUUAUCCAAACCAGAUGAACCACCUUCUAUUUGGAAACUAUUUCAUCGACAAAAUCAAGCUUUUAAUUUUGUUAAGAGCUGUAAAGAGGAUGUUCAUGUAUUUGCUUUGGAAUACAAAGUGGGAGACGGACAACGUAUUUACCUCGUAACAACUUAUGUUCAACUGUGGUUCUACUAUAAAUCCCGCAAAAAUCUCUUGCACUGCUAUGAAGUCAUUCCAGAAAAUUCGGUGUGCAAGCUUUAUUUUGACUUGGAAUUCAACAAACUUGCCAAUCCAGGAGCUAAUGGGAAAAAGAUGGUUGCAUUACUUAUUAAGCAUGUUUGUAAAGCACUUCAAGAAUUAUACAGUGUUAAAUGUUCAGCCGAAGAUGUUUUCAAUUUGGAUUCUAGUACUGAUGAAAAAUUUAGCCGGCAUUUAAUAUUUCAACUCCGUGAUGUGGCAUUUAAAGAUAAUAUUCAUGUUGGUAAUUUUGUGAAAAAAAUUUUGCAGCCUGCUCUUAAAUUAAUCAACAGUGAAGAUGAUAGUAGGAUUCCAGAGACAACAGGUGUUGGAUCUUCCCAGUUUCCUGAAACACCAAGAAAACAAGGAGCUUCCUCUAACCCAGUGUCCAUGGAAAAGGAUACAAGAGAGAGUGGGACAUUGAAUUCAGAGAAACUGGAGAGACUGGAUUUGGCUGAGCAAAGCAGCCCUGAUCUUUCAUUUUUAGUAGUGAAGACUGACAUAGGAGAAAAGCAUCUUUUUGUCGAUCUAGGUAAGGGAACAUGGCCAACAGUGGUACCAAGAAAUGACAUCUUGAUUCUGGUUGACCUGAAGAAUGAAGUAUGGUAUCAGAAAUGUCAUGACCCUGUAUGUAAAGCAGAAAACUUUAAAUCCAACUGUUUCCCAUUACCUCCUGAUGUGUGUCUCCAGUUGCUUUUCAAAGACGAAGAAGAACUCACAACAGAUGAAACAGUAGAAACAGAGGACAAUGAGGCCAAGAAGCCUCACAGAUCAUCAUCCAAUAAGUUGUCAAAAGGUGUACGUUCCACUUCCAGUGAUGACUGGGAUAAUGGCAUUGAUGAUGCUUAUUUUUUAGAAGCUACUGAAGAUGCUGAAUUGGUUGAAGCGACAGAGACAAGCCUCCUCAGUUACAAUAGUGGAGUGGAUGAAAUUCCAGAUGAACUAAUUUUAGAAGCAUUACAAGAGUAG
Molecule: messenger RNA, 1407 nt
Organism: Chrysochloris asiatica (Cape golden mole)
Lineage: Eukaryota; Metazoa; Chordata; Mammalia; Afrosoricida; Chrysochloridae
Gene: PRIMPOL
Product: primase and polymerase (DNA-directed)
Exons: 11
Coding region: 1-1407 (468 amino acids)
Biological process (GO): error-prone translesion synthesis; response to UV; replication fork processing
Cellular component (GO): nucleus; mitochondrial matrix
Molecular function (GO): chromatin binding; DNA-directed DNA polymerase activity
Source: RefSeq, a predicted model, not a curated record